AUGAGCAGCAAGAUCCGCGUCGUCGUGCGCGUGCGGCCGCCGCUAUCGAUUGAGAAGGCGCACGCGUGCACGAGCCUCGUCUUGGAUCCGCUGGCCAAGCGCGUUCGGCUCGGAAAAGAAUCGGCCAAAGAAUUUCAAUUCGACCAAGUCUUUGAGCCGACGACGACACAGGGCGAGCUGUACGAACGCACGGGCGUCGCUCGCAUGAUUGCCAGCGUCCUGGACGGGUUUCACGCCACCAUCUUUGCCUACGGCCAGACCGGGUCGGGCAAAACCUUUAGCAUGGAGGGCUACGAGUACGAGAAAGCAGCGUCGAGGCCCGCCCAGCGCGUGCACGCCAAGCCCACACUCGACGUGUCGUCCGACCGCCUUGGCAUCGUCCCUCGCGUGAUCUUGGGCCUCUACAGUGCGGUGGCGAGCGCAGACAAAACGCGCGAGUUUACGCUUCGGUGCUCGUUUGUGCAGAUCUACAACGAACAGAUUCUGGAUCUGCUCAACCCAAGCCUUGGCGCCAGCACAAAAUCGCUUCGGCUGCGCUGGGCAGCCAACCACGAAUUUUACGUUGAAAAUCUCAUCACGGUCACGUGUACGAGCGCCGAUGAGAUGCUUGCCAAGUUUCAGGACGGCGUCAAGCACAAGAUCAUGGCGUCGCACAACCUGAACGCAGCGUCGUCACGGUCCCACUGCAUCUACACCUUGUACGUUGAGAGCGUCGACACGACCAACCCCGAGGAUGUGCUCAAGGCCAAGCUCUCGCUCGUGGACUUGGCCGGCUCCGAGCGCGUGGUCAAGACGGGCGCGACAGGUGUCACGCUGCAGGAGUCGAUCGGCAUCAACAAGUCGCUCUUCGUCCUGCGCCAAGUCAUUCAGACGCUCAGCGACGAGGCCAAAGACGGCGGCGACACCAAGCACGUACCGUACCGCGACUCGAAGCUCACCGCGCUCCUCAAGCACAGCUUGGGUGGCAACAGCAUCACGCUCAUGAUCGCUUGCCUCUCGCCCAGCGAUGUCUACGUGGACGAGAACCUGAGCACACUCGUGUACGCGGCCCGCGCUCAGUCGAUUGCCAACAAGCCGACCAAAAACGAAGACCCCAAGACCGUCUUGAUUCAGCAACUCCGUGACGAAGUCGCUCAGCUCAAAGCCCAGCUGGCCCACGCCCACGACGUGAUUGUGCAGCUGGGGGGCAAGGACGAACGCGUGCACGGAUCCGGGAGCAGUCUUGACCACUGCGACAGAGAAGGAACACCCAAAGCGGCAAUGCGCAAGAAGAGCGACAACAAUGACGGCGAUCCGCGGCUCGAGCCAGCGCCAGCACUCCACAAGCCCGAAAAACCCGUGCCACGACCAACACAGAGCAACAAUCAAGAAAAGGACGCGGCAUCAGCGUCGUCGAUGAAGACGAACGGGGCGGUUGAAACCACCAAGCUGCAGCUGCACGUCAUUGACAACGUUUCGCUCAUCAAAACCAUGUUUCAAAACCAGCCACUGGCGACGCCAAGCCGACGCACGAGACUGGCGUGCUCUCGGUACCCUGCGCUCGUGCUGCUAACGACUAAGGCCACCACCUAG
Messenger RNA from Saprolegnia parasitica CBS 223.65, 1572 nucleotides. RefSeq lists its product as hypothetical. Gene Ontology annotation, molecular function: microtubule motor activity; ATP binding; microtubule binding. The transcript has 15 exons. The record is from RefSeq and is a predicted model, not a curated record. Bases 1 to 1572 code for a protein of 523 amino acids. Gene Ontology annotation, biological process: mitotic spindle organization; microtubule-based movement. Lineage: Eukaryota; Oomycota; Saprolegniomycetes; Saprolegniales; Saprolegniaceae.